CUCACCUGUUGGAUUUGAGUUGGAUGACAACAGUGGACUGUGAGGAGUGGAAGAGAUCAUGGUUCCUCAACUGUGAGAGACAGGAACAAUCAGGACAGGCCGGGCUACAGUCAUCAAUGUCCAUCCAGGAGUGCCUAGAUGGCCCAAUGCUUGAGGACGAGGAGGGUGAGGAAGGCAGAGGGGUGGAGAGAGAGUCAGACAGAGACAGUGCGGUAGACAGCGCUCUGUCAUCGGUGAUAUCAGAUGGAGGGAGAACUGGAGAAAAAGAGGAAGGGAUUGGGCUUUGCCUCCCAGGAGAAAAGUUUAGUCAGAUGUGUAAUCGCUCCGAGACUUCUAAUCAAUCUACACAUUCAUCUGCCUCAUUAAAUGAGGAGCAGUUUGAGGACUAUGGAGAAGGAGAGGAUGGAGAAUACACUCCUAGCAACCCCUGUCCAGACGAUGAGAUCCGCAUUAAUGGAUGCUCAGAUCUGGGCUCCUCUGUUUCCUCUAGUGCUGGUCAGACUCCUCGGAAGAUGCGCCGCGCUGGUGACCAGAUGGAUGUGUUUUGCUCUCAGUGCUGUAAGAGGGUCAGUCUGCUCAAUGACCUGGAGAAUAGGCUGAAAAACCUCAAAACCAACAGCCCGAACAGAAAGAUCUCCAGCACUGCAUUUGGAAGGCAGCUGUUCCACAACAGUAACCUCAGCAGUAGUCACGGCAGCACAGAGGAUUUGUUCAAUGACAGCAUUGACUCCUGUGAACUAGACAUUACUGAGAAGGUGAGUUACUUGGACAAGAAAGUGACAGAGCUGGAAAAUGAGAUUCUGAUGAACGGGGAUGUAAAGUCCAAGCUGAAACAGGAAAACAUACAGUUGGUCCACAGGAUUCACGAAUUGGAGGAGCAGCUAAAAGACCAGGAGACCAGAGCAGAAAACAUGAUGGAGGAGGAGCUCAGGAGACACCGAGAGGCCUACAGUCGACUGGAGAAAGACAAGAACACACAGAUAGAGCUGCUUACAAAUCGACUGCAUCAUCUAGAGGAGGAAAAUGGAGAGAUGGCAAUGAAUAUGAUCAGACUAAAAUCCCAGACAGAUAAACUGGAUGAGGAGAGGCAGCGGAUGACAGAUAAGCUGGAGGAUACGAGCCUGCGGUUGAAGGAUGAGAUGGAUCUGUACAAGAAGAUGAUGGACAAGCUACGACAGAAUAGAAAUGAGUUUAAGAAGGAAAGAGAUACCAUGCAGGAGCUGAUUGAAGACCUUAGGCGAGAGCUGGAGCACCUCCAAGUGUACAAGCUGGAGGCAGAACGAAUGGGGCGUGUUCGCAGAUCUUCCAUUAGCCUAUCAGAAUACAGCACUCGAACACGUGAGAGUGAGUUGGAACAGGAGGUCAAGAGACUAAAACAGAGGAGUGUUUCCAAGGACAUGCCCUUUGACCUCCAGCAGCUUGUGUCUGCUCGGGCACGACUCUUUCCGAGUCUGAUGGAGAACCAAAAACUGAGAGAACAGAAUGAAGAUCUAAAUGGUCAGCUUCUCAGUCUGAGCCUCCAUGAGGCCAAAAACCUGUUUGCCACUCAGACAAAAGCGCAGUCUCUGGCCAUGGAGAUUGAUCAUGCCUCCCGUGACCAGUUGAUGGAAGCCCUAAAAGAACAAGAGGAGAUCAAUUUCCGUCUCAGGCAAUACAUGGACAAGAUCAUUUUAUCCAUUCUGGACCACAACCCAUCUAUUCUGGAAAUCAAAACCUAAAAGCCUGUCAUAAGCGGUUUAGAAACUUAACAGAGGACCUAGAGCUCCCCCUGAGGUCGCACUGAACCUCAAAUGACGUGUGCCUCUGAAUGCACAGUAACUACAAUGUGCUGGUGUUUUGUGCACCUAUCUCAUGUUACAAAAAUCUAAAAUAUACUGGUGAAAUAUUCAUGCACAUUUAAAGGGCAUUUUUGCUGCUCUGUACGACACAAGGGAGUUUUCACUGGAAUGGCAUUAUGGGUACUGAAUUGCACCAACUAAUAUGUGAAUAUUUUAGCACUGGGUGUUCACGCAGUGUAUUGUGUUAUAUGGAUGAUUGAUGCUUGCUGAGUUUGCACUGGAAUGUGAUGAGAAAGGGUUAUUGAUUAAAAAGAAAAAUAUUUGAUGGCCAUCAGAGCUUGUCCAUUCAGAGUUGCGAUAUAUGAUGAGAGGAAAGACAUUUUUGUAGGUGCAUAUGUAAGAAUUUUGUUGUAUGGCGUGUGGAGGAAAGGUAAGGAGAGACAAAUGAGAAGAAUAAAGGAGAGGUAAUCGGAGCUGGAACUGGAACUUGAUAACACUGCCUGUUGUAAAAGAAAUCCAUUUUGGAUGAGGGGAAUGCUCUAGUCUGCGUUUGCAAUGUAAGUUUGAGAUGUUUAUUCUGACAUUAAGUUGUAUGUGCUUCAAAAAGGAGUCAAAAUGCAGGAGGCUGAAUGUAAACUGUCAAUGUGAAUGAAUGUACCAAACAAGUAGUAUUUCAGGUUAUUUACAGGCAUAAUAGUUUAAGACCUGUCUGUUCAUCAGCUGAAUUAUGUUCUUAAUGGCCUUAAAAGGAACUUGCACUUGUUCUUCCAAACUAAAAUAUUUAAUAAUUUCUGAUGCACCUGAAAAUGCAUCAUGAGAUGAUCUGAUGCAUCAUCUCAUAAUUUUCUAUAAUCUGCAAAUGCGAUGGGUAAUGUGUUGAUCUAGGCCUACAUUUUUGGGUAUAUUAUGCAAUCCUGAAAAUGUUAUUGUACACAUUUUCUCAUCAUGUCUCCCUUUUCACUCACUAGUAGACCUAUUUUUUUGUUCUGUCACACAUUAAAUAAUUACUAAGCUACA
Rhinichthys klamathensis goyatoka is the source of this 2795-nucleotide messenger RNA. RefSeq names its product RAB11 family interacting protein 4 (class II) b (gene rab11fip4b). NCBI's taxonomy places the organism in Eukaryota, Metazoa, Chordata, Actinopteri, Cypriniformes, Leuciscidae. Gene Ontology annotation, cellular component: midbody; cleavage furrow; endocytic vesicle. The coding region runs from base 24 to 1718 and encodes 564 amino acids. The transcript is spliced from 14 exons. The record is from RefSeq and is a predicted model, not a curated record. Gene Ontology annotation, biological process: endocytic recycling; regulation of cytokinesis.